Clupea harengus (Atlantic herring) is the source of this 2830-nucleotide messenger RNA. RefSeq names its product sialidase 4 (gene neu4). Gene Ontology annotation, biological process: oligosaccharide catabolic process; ganglioside catabolic process. The record is from RefSeq and is a predicted model, not a curated record. Gene Ontology annotation, molecular function: exo-alpha-sialidase activity. Gene Ontology annotation, cellular component: intracellular membrane-bounded organelle; membrane; cytoplasm. Lineage: Eukaryota; Metazoa; Chordata; Actinopteri; Clupeiformes; Clupeidae.
UAUGGCUAUUUCAGAGUAUUUGGACAUUGUGUAGACAAAAUGUGUGUAAAGGACGGGGCAUGUUUCUGAUUAUAAUGUGUGCAUAUACAGAAUAGCAUGUCAGGUGGCAUGUCAAAGCAUUCCUCCUUAUGUCAUUUAACAAGAUAAACUUAAGCCCAUGAAGGCAUUACAUGGUUAUGCGAUUAUGCUAUGCUUAGUGUAACAUUGCAACAAACACAACAUAGGAAAUGUAAGACUGUAGGACACAAAAUGGAUGGCGGUGAUCCAAAAGAGAAUCAGAGGGAGUUAUGGACAAUGCUGAGGGAAGCAGAUGACAAGAGGAUGUGGCUGAAAAAGGGGCUGCCCUAUUCACUAUUCAGUAGACCUAAACCAAGAGGCCUGUUGGGACAAACGCUGUCAGUGGAAUGGGAAACAUUCUGUUGUGGGAGUUCUGUGUGUUUUCAGAACUGUCCUUCCAACUGCUCAGCUACCAUAGCAAUAUUGGUCGAAACACACACACACACACACAGUUCUUUUAUUCCCUCUCCCAUUGUGUCCUGGAGUCAACCCUGAAACCAUUGAUCAUACUGACAGAGGGACACCAGAUACAGACACCAGUGGGAGGAGAGGCAUCUGGUUGUACCCAGAGUUGGCAUUUAAGGAGUAUUUCACAAUCUUUUCUCCAGUCACAACUUUCAAAUAACAUGAGGGGAUCCCAGAGUUAUUUUCCGGCACGUACCGUGCUCUUCCGGAAGGAGGCGAGUGGGGUGACAUACCGUGUGCCUGCACUGAUCUACCUACCCAGCUCCUCGUCCUUCCUGGUCUUCUGUGAGGAACGACUGAGCCCAGCCGAUGCACAGGCCAACCUGCUGGUCAUGCGCAAGGGCAAGUUCUACAGGAAUUAUGUGGAGUGGAAUGACAUGCGUGUGCUGGCCACAGCACAUCUGCAGGGUCACAGGUCAAUGAACCCUUGCCCAGUGUAUGAUGAGUUCACCGGCACCCUCUUCCUUUUCUUCAUCGCUGUGCUGGGACACACCUCAGAAGCCUAUCAACUAGUGACAGGGAAGAAUGUGACACGCCUUUGUUACGUGUCCAGCAACGACCACGGGGACACCUGGAGCCCUGUGACAGACCUCACCAAGAGAGUGAUAGGAGACACCAUUAAGGAGUGGGCCACAUUUGCUCUGGGUCCUGGCCACGGAAUCCAGCUGAAGUCAGGCCGUCUCCUGGUCCCAGCAUAUGCAUACCACAUCGACUGCAAAGAGUGCCUUGGAAGGGUGUGUCUGACCACACCCCACUCCUUCUGUUUCCAUAGCGACACACAUGGGCUUGUGUGGCGGUUUGGAGAAGCGGUCCCCGGGCCAGAGAGCGUAGAGUGCCAGAUGGUGUCGGUCGACGAGGAGGACGGGUCCAACAUCUUGUAUUGCAAUGCUAGGAGCCCACUAGGGUGCCGGGUGCAGUCCCUCAGCCUGGACGACGGCGCUGUGUUUCAGGAUGGUCAGCUGGUGCAGAAAUUGGUGGAGCCGCGCAAUGGGUGCCAUGGCAGUAUCAUUGGCUUCCCUGCCCCUCUGCAGCUUCUACAGGAGGCCAGGGACACACGUCUGCGGCACUGGACGUCUCUUCUUACUUCCUCUAGUCCAUCUGCCUCAGUCUCAAAUCAUGAACAGAAUUUCCUCACACCCACUUGGGUGGUGUAUUCUCACCCCACCUGGCCCAAUGCACGCAGGGACCUGGGGGUGUUCCUGAGCCUCUUCCCCCGUGAUCCAGACAGCUGGUCUGGGCCUUGGGUUAUCUACGAGGGGCCGAGUGCCUACUCAGACUUGGCCUACCUGGAGCUGCCCUCUCCCGGAGUUCCCCCAGUCACAGCCUUUGCCUGUCUGUUUGAGAACGGCACAAGGACAGCAUAUGAUGAGAUCUCUUUCAGCAUCUUCACACUCUAUGAGCUCAUUGACAACCUCCCUCCAAACAAAUGCCAACUCACAGAGCCGAGCUCCAAGCUACAGAAAACUAGUAAGAGAAAGCGAUGGAAGUCCUGCAGCCUUUGUUGUGUGUCUUAAAAGUAGUUAAGCCUUUUGUGCAGAUAGCUCUGUAGGUAUUAGUUUAUAAUGAUAUUGUUAGUUUGUAAAAUUACCACCACACAUGUACUGGGGUAGUGUCUCAUGUCAAGUGUUUAGAGGCACGGUGACUCAGCAGUCACAUCAUUAAAAAAAAAGAAUUCUGGCUCCUUAGCCCCUCAGAUAAUACAUGCAGUAUGACAAUGGCCUUGACCCAAUCAUGAGAAUAGUACUGAAUAGUACUCAGUUUAGAAAUAGUUAAAAAUAUUAGGCAAUAAUGCAUACUUUCACUGCUGUAGGGAGGCUUUAUAAUGCUUUAUUCAAACACUUAUAAAAUGUUCAAUUUGGUUUAUGAUUCUCUGAUCUUAUAUCCUUACUUACUUUACCUCUAGUAUACAAACCCUAAAUAUAUUUUUUUAACUAUGUGUUUUAUUUGGUGCAUGAUGUACAGCUGCCUUCAGGUUUUUCUGGUUGAGAGCCAUUUAAGAAUUUACACCAUUUUGUGCUUGAUGCUUGAAAUGCCUCUAUACAUGUCUCUGUAUCAUUUUCUAUACUCUGUACUUUAUAAUGAAUGUCUUUUCAUCACCAUGUUCUCACUGUCAUUUUAACAGUGUUUUGAAGUACUGGAAGGAAAAUCCCUCUGAAAACACACAAUAUAUUUAUGUAACUCAUAAUUCUCAGCCCAGUGGCAAUGUAUGGAUGCUCCUGUCCAGAAAACUGAGAUGCAGUAGAGUACAGUGGAGAUCAAUAAAUAACUGCACCAGAUGUACAAUGAAAAUUAAAUACAGAAAACAUCA